Corythoichthys intestinalis (scribbled pipefish) is the source of this 4035-nucleotide messenger RNA. RefSeq names its product coiled-coil domain containing 126 (gene ccdc126). Bases 526 to 996 code for a protein of 156 amino acids. Gene Ontology annotation, cellular component: membrane. The transcript is spliced from 3 exons. NCBI's taxonomy places the organism in Eukaryota, Metazoa, Chordata, Actinopteri, Syngnathiformes, Syngnathidae. The record is from RefSeq and is a predicted model, not a curated record.
GGGAACCAUGACGGUCAGCCCCGCUGGUUUUGCGUAUUUCUAGCUGUGCACUUUAGCAUACUGAGCCGCAUAUCGCUUUGCAGUAGAAGCAAAAAAGUGUCCCGGGCUAGCGGGCCAGUUUAAUCAUAAACAGAAAGGGCGGAGACAUCUGCUUUUGAAUUAUUAUUUUCUUUAAACCGGCGACUACUGCAAUCGUUUUCUUUUUAACAACAAACAUUUUUGUUUUUGAGCUGUCAUACGCGUUUUGGCUCCACCAUGGCUAUCAGUGCUCCAACUUCAUGAUGACCUCAAAUGCAGGAACAUUGAGGUUGUCCACAAUGAGCGAACAUCUGCAACAGAUUUGAGGAUUCCCUGGUAUUCCAAGAUUAUGUACUCCGUCUUCCCUCCAUGGAUGUCGACGAUAAAAGCAACACAAAUGUAGCGACCAUCCCACCGACUCAACAUUAUCGACCCCAUUAACAUCCAGUACCAACGAUUUCCCACCAUUUCUUCUGAGUUUCUCGCUUCCUGACCAUCCCCAAUACCAUGCUGCGCUCUCUCAUGAAACGCAACAUGUCCCAGAAGCUGAGUGUGCUUCUGUUAGUCUUCGGCUUGGUGUGGGGACUCAUGCUGCUCCGCUAUACCGUGCAGCAACCUCGCCACCAGAGCAGUGCAGAGCUACGAGAGCAAAUCUUGGAGCUCAGUCGGCGAUACGUCAAAGUCCUGACCGAGGAGAGUCAGAAUUCAGCGGGUGGGCCGCAGGGGGCUACCAUGGCGGGUUACGCUGACCUAAAGAGGACAAUCGCGGUGCUGCUGGAUGACAUCCUGGAACGGCUAGUCAAACUCGAGGGCAAAUUUGAGUUGGCCGCCAAUGCAUCCAUCACCAACACAUCCCACGGGGGUAUCCUGGCUUCCACGCCCCCUGCCCUGCAAAGAACCCCCAAACAAGAGAAAGUCGGCGGCGUGAGGUCACGCUUCAUCCAACGAUCCCGCCUCAUGCCUCAGCCGCAUCUAUGAGCGUUGCUUCGGUAGAUGUGUUGACUGUUCUCUUAGCACAUCCCACUUUUCCUGAAUUUAUCCCAGGACAUACCUAGACUUGAAGUGAUGCCAGCUCAGAGGGAGGAGAUCCUUUUGCCUUUUCCACUUUCUUUGCCAUUGUAUUUAUUUUUCUUUAACGAGGAUAGCAAAGUGCAUUUUUGUAUUUCAAUUUUGCAUUUUUAUAUAACGCCAUAUUUGAAUCAUAAGAAUCGGAAUAUUAGUGGCUACCAACAAUGUUGUGGAACAAUGCUUGAGCACAUUUAUUAAUAUACAAUUUAACAAUAUGACGACAACCUACUGAAUUCAAAAGAUUACUUAUAAUCUGAAUCGCUGUAUUUCCGAUAACUGUUGCUACUUACAAUUAGCGUUGCACCGAUACUAGUAUCCGUAUCAAUAUUACCGUAUUGGCCCGAAUAUAAGACGGCGCUGAUUAUAAGACGACCCCCUCUUUUUCAAGACUCAAGUUUGAAAAAAGACUUUUUGAACACCAAAUUAAUUUUUACAGUACAUCCGAAACAAAUGAUUAUAACAAUAUGUUUGAGAGAAAAAGCAUGUUAUUUUGCCUCAUUUAAAUCUUAAUAUCUGAACAUAUAAAUAUGUAAACUAAAGUGCUAUCACAUUCGUAAAUGAAUGGCUUCUGGUUUUUGAAAAGUAAAUAAACCAAUCUAUUGUGAUAAAACAACAAAACUGUAAUAACUGCAUUAACCAUCGAAGUGAAGUCUAACUGUAACUGGAGUCUUGAAACAGAUCUGAGUAAGGAAAAACAUUGCAAUAAAAUAAUGACAGUAGCUGAGAUCUAUCGUGACAGAAUGUCGCUUCAAUGAUAUCUGGCGCCAUCUAGCGUCCUGAGUGGGGAGAGUAGCUGAGAUUUGUCAUGACAGAACAUCGCUUCAAUGAUAUCUGGCGCCAUCUAGCGUUGUGGAUGUGUGUACUGUCGAGACCACGGAUAUAAGACGACUCCCUCUUUUUCAGGCUUAUUUCAAUGCAAAAAACCCCGUCUUAUAUUCGGGCCAAUGCGGUAAUUCGGCACCGAAAUGAUGUCAAUAUGUACUUUUUUAAUCUUUUCCAACCGCUGGUCGCCCUACACAAGAUGAUGAUAGAUGUCCAAUCAUCCGUCUGCUGUGAAUUUAAAUGGGGUUAUCACUAGUAGAAAUAGAUGUUGGACGCCUAGCGCUGUCAAUGGCAGCCACAGAGUUGAGCAGUGUUUGACGAAGCCAUGAUAGCAAUUACGUUACAUUUGAGUGAUUAUGCGGUAAUUUAGGAUUUAAAAAAAGGGGGGGGGGGGGAUUACACUUUAUCUGAACUCUGUCUCAUAAAACUGUCACAAUGAUAACAUGAUAGCUGUCAUGAAUAUUAAUGAGGGCUGAUGACGUCAUUUAGUCAGGGCAUAGGUUUGCGUAGGGACGAUAGGGACAUAACACUACCAACUUUUCAGGAUGCUCAAGUUGUCCCCGCCAACUUUUAAGCAACCUGAUUUGCAUUAUAUAACAACUCCAGUUUUAUAGAUAAUUUUGAUAGUCGUCCCAUAUAUUGUAGGGAUAGAAUUGGCCCUACCGUUACUAAGUGAAUUAUGUUCAUUAUGUUUCGACUUACAUUAACCCCUUUUCACUUGCUGAAUGUGCAAGUCAAAUUUUUCCCCUGAAACACGUUUGAUUGGCUGAUGACAUGACCCUUCACACGCACUCACAGCCCCGAUAGAAAUGCAACAUGUCAAAAACACGCCACCUCCUCCGCCCCCUUCAGGGAAGAGGGAUAUUAGAAGUUCUUUUUGGCCAGCAGCAGCCACUUCAAUGUAGAAUUGGUGAACACGCUACAUUUCCUACUGAAAGUCCGACCUGCAUCAGUCAUAACAUGUAACAGAGUCAUGGCAUAACAUUAAAGUGUGUGAAUUUGCCAACCUGCAAAACUUGAGUAGGAAACUGCUUAGAGGGAAGUGUGUGUUUUCUACUGAUAAGUUACUUAAACUGAGAAAUGUAGUAAACCGAGGUUUACCCUCUUCUGCCCAAUUUUCAUUUUUACUUAAUUUUUCUGGUCAUUACCCUAUAAGUUAUUAGGUUCAUAUUUGUGAGAAAUGUAGCCCUGACCCCCGUUUACCCAAUCUGUUUGCUCUUAUUAAUGUCCCGUCCCCAGCAAAAAGUGUACAUGCAGGUCAUGCUGUUAUAUCGUCACUACCACUGUUGAGACCAAACCUACGCCCUUGCAUUUAGUAAAUUAUGUCACUUUAGAUGCAAUAUUUAGAUUUUCUUCCAAUGUCUUUAGAUUAAAAUAUAGGAACUGAUAGGGUUCAGGUGUUAAGGGACAAUUAAAGACAUCUGUCAUAAGUAUUCGUAAAUGUUAAUGACAGUGUCAUGUCAUUUUUAUGACACAGAGUUCAAAUAAAGUUACCAUUUUUCUCAUCAAAAACCACUGGUAGACUACAUUAUCAGCAUCGGCUAAUACUAAACAGCUACCUGGCUGGGAACCAAAAUAUGGCAUCGGUGCAACACUUCUUACUAUAUGAAAAUUUGUCUUCGCUAACAUUUACUGUUCUGUAUAAACACUCCAAAGAAUAUCAGCCUCAGUGUUAGGCUAGUGACACGUCUGAUGAACCUUAUUUGCCACUGAACUUGCAUUGUCUCAGCUGAAAACCAAUGUUUUCCGCCUCCCUUCACUUGCCUUGGGUGUUUUUUCACUCUCAAUGUAGAAUGGAAUGAAUGUACCGCAAGGUCAGUAUUUUCAGUGCUGUGAAGAUGACUGACCAUCUGCUACUACACGUUCAGGGUUGAUGUUGCACUGUGACUGUAAACAUUUUCUAAAAAUAAUGGCCGAGUCCACUUUUGCUAGUGCAGUUUGAUUGUGUGGGAGGUGAUUAUUUCAUGCUGGAAAAGUCCUCUGCUUGAUAAAGUAGCUCUGCUGAAAACAAACCAUUUGAAUGCUCAUAAUGAUGCCAGUUGACCAUAUCAAACUAACCAACAAAUAUGUAUAUGUAUUCUGCGUGUCAGUUUUAGACUGUAUCUUGAGACCGCCAGACUCAAUAAA